Erigeron canadensis is the source of this 827-nucleotide messenger RNA. RefSeq lists its product as uncharacterized. Gene Ontology annotation, molecular function: cullin family protein binding. The record is from RefSeq and is a predicted model, not a curated record. The coding region runs from base 58 to 672 and encodes 204 amino acids. The transcript is spliced from 2 exons. Gene Ontology annotation, cellular component: cytoplasm; nucleus. Lineage: Eukaryota; Viridiplantae; Streptophyta; Magnoliopsida; Asterales; Asteraceae. Gene Ontology annotation, biological process: SCF-dependent proteasomal ubiquitin-dependent protein catabolic process.
GUUAAUUAGGGUUUAUUAUCAUAUUUUUUUUGUUCCCUAAAUAUAAGUGAAUAUAAAAUGCAUCCGGAAGAGGAAGAGAUACAUGAGGAGGAGGAGGAGGAGGAGGAUGAUGAGGAAGGAUUGGAGAUAUGGGGGGAGUGGGAGGAGACGCCGUAUCUUCAGUUGGAAGAUGGAAGAUUCGAGAUCACCGAUGAGUAUAUCACCGAGUCUAGGCCCAUCCGUAGGCUUUGGCAGUCUGGAUGGCGCGGUAAGAUACCUGCCCCAAUCGAAGGCAAAAGCAGCACGAUCAUUCUAACGGCUCUUCAAUUCUGCAAGGAUCGCGGGGAGAUCAGGAAGCAGUAUUGGAAACAUGAUGUAAACAUCCUCCAACAUAAGUUCAAGCUUUUCGAUGACGACUUUUUUCAACGCAAUCGCUCCGAUGCUAUUGAUCUCGCCGAUGUGGCUUGCCGUUUGCAGAUCAGAAGCCUCUAUCACCUGAUGAAGGAACGUGCUGCUGAAAUGCUCGCUGAGAAGACUCCUGAUGAGAUUCGCGAACUCUUUAAACUACGUUAUGAGGCAGAUGAAACUACUGCUGCUGAUGACUUACGUACAAUGAAAAAGGUGGUCAGCAAUGCUGGUUGGGCUUUUCGGCCUCUCUCUAGCUUUUUAAAUCCUGUGGUUUUAGAUGCUUAGUAGUAGUAUCAUAUAUGUCUUGUUGAUUAGGAGUCCGAGGAAAUAUAUAUAUAUAUAUAUAUAUAUAUUUAUGGUUUCAUGGUGAUCUAGCCACUUUGUACAUCCUUUGAGAUUAUCAUGCAAACGAAAAGAAUGAGACUUGCAUUAAAGACUAA